Messenger RNA from Brienomyrus brachyistius, 2936 nucleotides. Its product is annotated as ras-related protein Rab-33B-like. Gene Ontology annotation, cellular component: Golgi apparatus; endosome. The record is from RefSeq and is a predicted model, not a curated record. Lineage: Eukaryota; Metazoa; Chordata; Actinopteri; Osteoglossiformes; Mormyridae. The transcript has 2 exons. Gene Ontology annotation, molecular function: GTPase activity; GTP binding. Bases 274 to 927 code for a protein of 217 amino acids. Gene Ontology annotation, biological process: Rab protein signal transduction.
GGCAGCUUCGUCCCAACAUGACCGGGGACUCCGCAGCAGAGCGCGGCGAGUAGGCGGCUGCUUGCACAGGACGUUCCCCAGCGCCAUGAUUCGGCACAUUUAGUACCACUUACGCAGCGGAGAUAAUAAGCAACUUCUGACAUAUUUAUACGGUUUGGGUGACAGAGCGUUCGAGGCUUUUCCUAAAAGCCGCCUUUACGGGACGGUAUAAUAACCGUCUGCUAGCCUACCAUAGCCUAACCCAGCUCCGCCCGUCGCCCCGCCGUGCCUGAGAUGGAGACCUCCGUAGAGCUGACCGGCUCCCUGCCUCCGCCCCGCUCUCGCAUCUUCAAAAUCAUCGUGAUCGGCGACUCCGGGGUGGGCAAGACCUGCCUCACCUACCGCUUCUGUGCGGGCAGGUUCCCCGACAAAACAGAGGCCACCAUCGGGGUGGACUUCCGCGAGAAAGUGAUCGAGAUAGACGGCGAGAAGAUCAAGGUGCAGUUAUGGGACACGGCAGGCCAGGAGCGUUUCCGCAAGAGCAUGGUGCAGCACUACUACCGCAACGUGCAUGCCAUCGUCUUCGUCUACGACAUCACAAACGCCGCCAGUUUCCAGAGCCUUCCGGCAUGGAUCGAGGAGUGCCGGCAGCACUCGCUGGGCCAGGACGUGCCCCGCAUCCUGGUGGGCAACAAGUGCGACCUGCGCGGGGCGGCCAAGGUGCCCACCGACGUGGCCCAGAAGUUCGCCGACUCUCACAGCAUGCCGCUCUUCGAGACGUCCGCCAAGAGCCCGGGUGAUAACGACCACGUGGAGGCCAUUUUCAUGACGGUGGCGCACAAGCUAAAGAGCCAGAAGCCGCUGGUGCUGAGUCAGAUUCCCGGUGGGAGGGACGUCGCCCCUCUGAAGCAGACAGAGGAGAGGGGGGCUUUCACCUGCGCCUGCUGAGGAGCACCCCCUGCUGGCUGGGAGGGGAAGAACACAAAUAACCUCUUUUUCUCCCUCCAUCACAAUAGUUCACUACUUCUUUGUUGUCUCGUUCCUCCGUUAGUGUCUCCAUUCAGUCGCUGGUCGGUGUUUGGGGGAAGGCUGCGGCUCUGGGUAGGCAGGCUACAGAUAAGCAUCCCUUUUCCGUAUCUGUCCACCUAGUUAGGCAUUAACCUUCGAAGCAGUAACCUCCGCUGGAGGACAGCGUCAUGGCACCAACACGUCACUAGGGGGCGCUGCUAGCUCAGUCGUCGAUCCGGCCUCCUCAGGGUACGGCGCUCCCUCUUCGGGGCUGAAUGAACUCGGCAUCCCCUUCCCCCUCCGCUGCUGCUGUGUCCAAUAAGCUUAAGAAGGACCUCGAACUCCACCCCCCCCCCACCUGAUCUUGCCAUCUGGGGUCAUGUGACUGUCCCGAGAGUUAGAGAGCGUGGCAGCUGGUUUGUCAGGUGUUUUGUGUUUAGGAAUCGUGGCGCUUUCUCGAGGGUGGUCUCGCCCAGACACGGUAAGCGUGCAGAGUGUUCUCAGAAACCUGGCAUGCUGUGCGGUGGGCGGGGGGCAGUGGGCGGGAUCUCAUUUCACAUGAGCAGACAGGCAACUUGAACCUGUAUCAGACGCGCGUUUGCAGCGGGACAGGGAAUUAAAAUGGGUGGGUAGCUGACGAAGGUAUCUUCCAUUUCGGCGAGGCAUACAAUCCCCGGAACACGAAGGCCAGAAAUGGGGAGUGGUGGCUCGACAGUGAACGAGCACCGAGGUCAGAACGCCGGCGACGUUGCAGCAUGCCAGUGAUGCCGCCGUCUGUCAGCUGUCGCUCGCGGGUGGAUGGGGCAGUAAAAUCCGCAAGGUGAACCUGAUAUAUUCGAUACCUGAAAUAAACCUGCAUAUUUUUUUUUCCCAUGCAGCCAUAAUCUAUACAGUCUCCCUGUAAAUGCAACUGAGUGUAAAAGCACAAGCACAGGGGGGGUUACAGCUAUUGGAAAUGGGGGGGGGGGGGGUUCGCUGUUAUUGUUUUAAUCUUUGUGGUGCGGUUGUGCACAUCCCAGGAAAGUUAGCGUCAGCAGAUUCUGGUGACGGUGGAUGUCGUGGCUCCUUUCGGUGUGAUUUCCGUUAGCCUUCAUAUUGGGCUCAUCCAUUGGCAUAUUGUUUCGAUGAUAGGAAUAUAGUCUAUGAAUCAUAAUUCUUUGCAUUGUGUUUAAUGUUUACUGAAUGGAGGCAUUGUCUUAAUGGAGGUAGCCAAAGGAAGUUGUUUGCUUGGGGCUUUGGCAGAAUUUUAACUAUUUUUGUGAUUAUUAUUUAUUGGUGCCAUUUUGCAGAAGUGCCUUGCUAGUCCUGUUUUGUCGCGGCCUUCUGUGGCCCUCUGGCUUCGACCAGCCGUCCAGCUGGAUGUGCUCGUCCUCUCUAGUGCCCUGUUCUCUCUCCCUCCCUCCCAACAUUGGGUCUUUUUGUUUGAAUUGUACCAGGCGGGGAGACGGCAGUGCAGUUUCCCAGAAGCCCUCUGUAGAGAGAGGUGGAGAGAGAGAGCGGUCACACUGCCAGCGGUCACACGUGCAGUGUCCUAACGCCGUCUGUUACGGAGUAUCGCGGCCGAAAUGCACAACCGGCCCUAGGAAUCUAUACAUCUUGCCUCUGUUUCCCCCUGUUGAUCAGCAGAGGUACUACACUCUGUCCCCCUCGCCAUCAGUACCUCUGUGUUCGCCAGCGACGUCCGAGAGCCAGAGGAACGAACUUCUAACGAUUGAACACAUCCUGAUCUGGGACGUAUGUCAUGAUAGCUUGUACAAGUGACUGUUUUACAAAACCUCCCUCAACGAAAAUUCAUAAGACAAUCAUUACACGUCAUUUAUCAAGCAGAAGGAAGCUAAAUAGGUAAUCAAUGAAAGUAGGAAAAGGAAGAGCAGUACUGUUUUUAAAAUGCUGUUGAUGACUGGAGAUGUAUGACCAUAUGCGUACUGUGCAUUAAAGCACCUGGAAUA